CGCCAUGCCACAAACACAUGGGGAGGCGCAUCUUACAGUAAAAGCCACGAUUCCCCCAAGAACCUCACUCAGAAACUCCAAGAGUUGCAUCUCCAUCGACUUAAGAAAUCCUACGCAAUUCAGCCACCCGUCUACAGCUUGGAACCGCAAUACACUUCGAGCAUUUCACCAUGACCGCCAGAAUAGAAAAGUAUAGCCACCCCCCGUCCUCUUCUCGCCGAUGGACACGUCGCCCUUCGGUAGAAGAGGCGGUCAUCGCGGUGCCCCAGGUGGCCCUCCUACACAUGUUUGUUAUUUUUGGACCGGCGCUGGUUGCCAUCUUACACUCGUUGAAUUACCUCCGCGAUCGAACCAUUACGACCAUCUCAACAGCAAAGCACCUGCUCCCAGCGGCCUUCACGUCCUCGUCAAAAUCACCAACAAUAUCACCCUACACAUCACCGCCGCGUUCGUCCGCUUCGGGCAAACGCGCUACCCUCUCGCCAAAGCGCGGCUCGCCAGCAGCCCGGUUGCCCGCCGCGAAUAACGGCCGGCCGCGAACCCCCGCUACGGCGGCGCCAGUGUCGCGGGUCGUCCAGUUCUCCGAAUUACCCAGGCCGGUGUUUAAGACGCUGACGAUGGUGGAAGGGAUUUGGGAGUGGGCGGUAAUCACCACUGCGGGUUUGAUUGCCGCGUUGGCGCGAGUGGUGGGGCUGAAACUCAGAGUGAAGAUGGAUCAACGGGUUUGAGAUGGGAAGUGAGAUCAGGGGAAUGCGUAUGGGAAGUGGGGAACGAUGUUGGAUAGAGGUGUAUGAGGCUUCGUGCCCCGCCUCGAUUGCAGAGUUGCAGCGAACAGUCCAGCGAGAAAUACACACCG
Fimicolochytrium jonesii is the source of this 856-nucleotide messenger RNA. RefSeq lists its product as uncharacterized. The record is from RefSeq and is a predicted model, not a curated record. The coding region runs from base 171 to 728 and encodes 185 amino acids. Lineage: Eukaryota; Fungi; Chytridiomycota; Chytridiomycetes; Spizellomycetales; Powellomycetaceae. The transcript is spliced from 2 exons.